ACACAACCCAGCGGCGAGGUAAAAAUAAAAACUCUGACGCGAGAAAUAACGUCGUUUCAGGAUCGUUCUAGCGACUCUGCUAGUACCACUGGCGUCCUUUUCUGGUCUUUGCAGGCAGGUGCAAUUCACCUGGAUACAGCCGCUCAACUGAUUUUGUCGUUGUAUUUUCCGUUUAUUUUUUAUUUUUUUUCCUUUCCACCACCCCAGUACCCUCCUUGACCCAUUUCGCCUCUCCCACCCGUUCUUUUUGGACGCGAUACAAGGCGGGUAGCUUCCGCUUCGGUUCCCUGUCACAUCGAUCUUGACUCUCCCCAUUCCUCCGUCAUCCGCCCACUCGCUACUGCCCACUAUUUCCAAGUAGAUCUUGUUCAGGGUGUAGAGCUGGGUGCUGGCUGUAGUAGUAUCCGGACUGCAGCGGGCGUAAUUCUGCUCGGGCUGCUGCGGACCCGGAAAGAUAUUGGGCGGAAUAAGGAAGGGACGAUAGGUAGGCACGCCUUCUUUUUUCCCCUCUUCCGUCUUUCUUGUCGACGGUCCCCAGUAGUUCGCGGGCCGAGAUAUUUCUCCAUCGAGGACAGGGUAAGGUCUUUCUUUGUUCGAUAUCUUAUAUAUCCUCCCAAGGUACCGUCAUUGCUCCUCAACAUGGACUUGAUAUUCCUUCAACGUGCAGUGGGUUUUGGUCGAUCUUUGAUCUCUCCCGCGCACACCAUCAGGUUUAUCCCCGACCAAUACAGACGAGUAUACCACCACCUCGUUGACCCUUCUACACCACCCGGGCCUCUUUUCGACCAACUCGCGGCACCAGUAACCGAAGCAGCCAACCGCCUCGUUUCCCACCAUGGAAAGCUCAUCCCCAUCCGCCACAUCCGUCCCUGACGAGAGGGAGGUUCGGCGCGCUGCCCUUGUCGAUCGCCGUCAGCGCCUAACCGAUGCCCUGGCGCUUGCUCCCUAUGAUCUCAUCCUCUACUUGGAACGAGCCGUCGUCUAUUCUGACCUAGCGUACCCCGACCUUGCGGCUGGCGAUGCGUACCGUGCUCUCCUUUUGACAGACGAAGUUCUUAACGAAGGGUUCGAAUAUCACGAACAAGCCAAGGGAUCUCUUGAGACCCACUCAACCAACCCUUAUCCCAAAGUCUUGGACCAUGGCAACCUUCUUGCCAACAUCAAAAACACGACCGACGGCGAAGACGGUGAUGGAUCCGAGCCGUACCGUCAACUGGCUACCACGGCCUCUGUUCGUUGCUUCCAGAUCCUAUCACUCAGUCUUCUCCUGUGCGGUUGUCUAGCAAGCGCGUCCGACUUUGUCGAAAAGGGUCUUAAGAUUCUUCCCGGAAACAAGGAGCUCCUAGAAAUUAAGGGAUAUAUCGAACAGGUUGCCAGGAGGAGAUUGCGCUUGAAGCCCGACGAGCCGAUCGAUUUCCAUGAUCUUCCCGACACUGGUGCUGUGCGCCGCGAGAUCUACCCCUGGAACACGUACGAGCCUGAUCGGUUUUCGGAGGAGUCGUUGUCAUUUCUGAACGGUCAGCUCGAAACGAUGGCGCCCAAAUGCGCCGUCAAGGUUUCGUGCCUACCCGUUCUCCUUGAAGGAGAAAGCAACACCGACGAAUACGAGAUCAUCCCGACUUGUAACCAGCUGGGUCUCUUUGCGAAAGAGGAUAUUGCCCCUGGCGAGGCUGUCUUGAAGGAGUACUCGUUGCUGACGGCGAACAAUCGUCACAAGGAAUCCACGUGCGAUGCCUGCGGAACUGAGCUACCACCGCUCAAAAUGCAAACAGAAGCCGUCAAUUGCCCAGAAUGUUAUGAUACUGUCUUCUGCGACGAGUUUUGUUUCUCUCAGGCCAAUGAACAGUACCACCCGGCGGUUUGCGACAAGGACGUUGACUCAAUUGCGAAGGACCCCGAGGCCAAGGAUGUUGCCGAAUCCCUGUACCUCCUCCUCUUGGCUCGUCUGCUGGCAAUGUCAAACCAUCAAGAGGUUCAUCCUUUGGCGUUGAAGGAGAUCAAGUACAUCUGGGGAGACUUCGUUCCCACCCAGCUUAACGAUAUUGACUUGUCAGUCAACGCCGGCCCACCGCCCGAGUGGACCUUGCCGUUCUCCUUCAAGUAUAACAUCGAGAUCCCUCUUCAUGUCCUUGAAAAGAUGGACAUCGACAUCUUCGAGACGCUCCCUCAACACGACCUGUGGGUCUUCAACACAGCGUACAGCAAGUUUCGUGGCACUGCGUCUGCCCGCAAGGGCUUGCGUGAUGGGCGUCCCGAGGUAGCAGCUGUUCAUCCCUUCUGGUGCUUGGCUAACCACGACUGUGACCCAAACGUGACUUGGGAAUGGGGUGGUCGGAUGACAUUGUUCGCUCGGGAGACUCGAGUCGUCGGCAAUCGGCCAGGUGGCAUCAAGGCAGGCGAGGAAAUCCUGAAUCACUACUGCGACGUCGAUCUGCCAGUCAAGGACCGAAGGGAAUGGGCUCAAGGAGCGUUGGGCGGUUGGUGUAUGUGCAGGAGGUGUCGUGAUGAAGCUGCCGCAGCAAACGGUAGUGAUUAAGAAAAAGGAGAAUGUGCUGUGGUGGAGAAUACAUUGGGAUAAACACAUGGCUGGGGAAAAGAUAACGGAACUUACCCCUUUUUGGUAUGAUUGGACAGAAGCAGGGAAGAAAUUUGAUUGUGGAUUUCACUUCUUUGUCGAAUGGCUUGUCUAGAGGAAAAAGUAUGGUGGGAAUUUAGGCUACAUCAGACAUACCAUAGUAUGCUGCGCGGCGAUACCCUCAUACGUUUUGGCAGGUUGUGCUUGGAUUAAUCCCUCCUUCGUCGUUGAUAUGUUGUUCUUGGUAUGUUUUUUCUAAAAAGAAUUAUUUCUGGUUUUUGUUCCUUUUUUUUCUUAAGUAUUCCUUUGUUCUUUUUUUUAUACUUUUAUUUUUAUUUUUUUAUAUUUUCUGUUCCUUGACCCUCCAGCGAGCACACGGCAUGUUGGCCACAUCAAGAGAUCCGGGUUGGGUUGUUGUUCACCCCGGGAAUUCGCAUGAAUAUUGUACAGUUGAAACACUAGUGAACAUCGGGCAGUUCCAGUUGCCAAGUAUAUUUUGUCCUCCC
This is a messenger RNA of Neurospora crassa OR74A, 3081 nucleotides long. Its product is annotated as MYND domain-containing protein. Gene Ontology annotation, cellular component: nucleus. The record is from RefSeq and is a predicted model, not a curated record. The transcript is spliced from 2 exons. Bases 836 to 2536 code for a protein of 566 amino acids. Gene Ontology annotation, molecular function: protein binding. NCBI's taxonomy places the organism in Eukaryota, Fungi, Ascomycota, Sordariomycetes, Sordariales, Sordariaceae.